AUGGCAGAGUCAUCAUACAAACAACUUGUAUACUCUACUCUUAAAACGUUAAACGAACCCAACAACACCGGCGGCGAUUUCUUUAACCAUGCCGACGACGAAAUAUACAUUCCAGAAAGUUUCAGUAGCUUUUUUGGAGAUUUCAUCGGUGAAGAUGAUAUAAAGGAUGCUAUCGAACAAUUACAUGAAGAGAAGAACGAAGGAAAGGUUGAACCAAAAGUGGAAGUAAUAGCGAAAAAAGAAGAAGGAUGGUUUACCGAUGUCAAGAAGAUAAUCAAAUUGACUCUCAGCACAGUCGAGGAUACAGUACAUUUAGGGCGAAGAGUACGAAAGAAAUGCUGGAAGAUGAUCAAGUUGACUGUUGGGUAA
Messenger RNA from Paraglomus occultum, 369 nucleotides. The record is from the annotation of a GenBank genome assembly. NCBI's taxonomy places the organism in Eukaryota, Fungi, Glomeromycota, Glomeromycetes, Paraglomerales, Paraglomeraceae.